AAAACAAGCGGCCAACUGUCGUCGUGCUGCGUAGCAACUCCUGCCUUGCUCUUCGAUGCAACAUUGAAUUGAAAUUUGAAAACGUUGCUGUUAAACAAACAUGGCAGACGAAGAGAAUUUACCUUCCGGAUGGGAGAAAAGAAUGAGCCGUAGUUCAGGCAAAGUGUAUUACUUUAAUCACAUCACCAAUGCCAGCCAGUGGGAACGUCCAGUGGGAGACGGUCGUGGAGAGCCAGAAAAGGUACGCUGCUCUCACCUGUUGGUGAAACACAGUCAGUCGCGUCGUCCGUCUUCCUGGAGAGAACAAAAUAUCACGCGAUCUAAAGAUGAGGCUUUGGACCUCAUUCAGAAGUACAUUGAACAGAUCAAGUCCGGAGAGGAGAAAUUUGAAAGCUUAGCCUCUCAGUUCAGCGACUGCAGCUCAGCGAAAAACGGCGGAGACCUCGGCGUGUUUGGAAGAGGUCAGAUGCAGAAGCCUUUUGAAGAUGCUUCCUUCGCUCUCAAAGUGGGAGACAUGAGCGGCCCCGUUUUUACCGACUCCGGAGUUCACAUCAUCUUACGUACCGGCUGAAAGGAAGACACCAAACGCUCUCCCUCUCCAUUAUCACGUGCAUUUACUGAAACUAACCCAAGCAGGCUUGCCAUUUGUUUAAACUGCACUCAUAGCCCCCAAUAAGUCAAACAUACAACAUGUACUGUAAUAUUCUGGGUGGGAUUCUUUUUCCCCCUACUUAGCAAAGGUAUGAUUAUUAAAAUUAUUCCGAAAACAAAGGACUAUUCCUCAAGACCUUAAGCUUUUAUCAACCACAGCAACGCCAUGAUAGAAGAAAGAUUAGUGCCUGAAUUGUGGCUGACCCCUGAAAAACAUGCAAAAAGAAGCCUGUAACUGUCACGUGCAUGUCUUCAGUAUGGACCAUUUAUUGUUUUUUGUUUUUUUUAUUUCUUCUCCAUUCCUGCUGUGUGCCAAAGCAGUUCCUUUAGCUGAAUGAUUAAAGAUUUAUAGCUAGGAUGUUUAAAAUGUGUUCAAGAUGUCACACAUUGCUGCGGAUGGAGAAUAGGCGGUUAGUUUGGAUUCCUCAAACAACACUCUUAAGCUGUCUGACUUCAAAUAUUAAAAAAAUAAGAGUUUGUUCAUUAAAAAAAUGUCUUUAGAAAGAGCCUGUUUGAUUUCAAAUGGCACCAUUGAAAGCUUGUAGGUUUUAAGAUAAGGUCCCACAGCUUUUAAAAGCCUCAAUAAUCCUAUGAAGUGUUGACACUGUUGUAACUGGGGAAUAAAGUUUAAAAAAAACCCA
Messenger RNA from Fundulus heteroclitus (mummichog), 1292 nucleotides. RefSeq names its product peptidylprolyl cis/trans isomerase, NIMA-interacting 1 (gene pin1). Lineage: Eukaryota; Metazoa; Chordata; Actinopteri; Cyprinodontiformes; Fundulidae. The coding region runs from base 101 to 571 and encodes 156 amino acids. Gene Ontology annotation, cellular component: cytosol; nucleus. The record is from RefSeq and is a predicted model, not a curated record. The transcript has 5 exons. Gene Ontology annotation, molecular function: protein binding; peptidyl-prolyl cis-trans isomerase activity.